Messenger RNA from Onychomys torridus (southern grasshopper mouse), 1558 nucleotides. It is a transcript of the gene Snx24, whose product is annotated as sorting nexin 24. The coding region runs from base 272 to 781 and encodes 169 amino acids. The record is from RefSeq and is a predicted model, not a curated record. The transcript has 7 exons. Gene Ontology annotation, molecular function: phosphatidylinositol phosphate binding. Lineage: Eukaryota; Metazoa; Chordata; Mammalia; Rodentia; Cricetidae.
GGCGCCCCGCGUGGCCGCGCACACCCGCCGGUGCAGACUCGGGUCCUCAAGCCCCGCCUCCCGGGCCCAGCUGAUCCGCGCCGCCCUGCAGGCCCCACGCCUCGGCCCCGCCGAGCCCCACGCCGCCCGCGCCCGCCGUCCCUGCGCCGCCGCCGACCUCGGUCCCCGGGCCGUGCACCUCCGGCCGCGCGCGCGCGCCGGGAGAGGAGCGGGAGGCGGGGCGGCCUGCACCGUGCGGCCGGGAGGAGAGUGGCGCGGCCCCGCCGCGGCCAUGGAAGUCUACAUCCCGUCCUUUCGCCACGAGGACAGCGACCUGGAGCGCGGCUACACGGUGUUUAAAAUAGAGGUGCUAAUGAAUGGAAGAAAACACUUUGUUGAGAAAAGGUACAGCGAAUUCCAUGCCUUGCACAAAAAGCUUAAGAAAUGUAUCAAGACUCCAGAAAUCCCUUCUAAGCACGUCAGGAACUGGGUCCCCAAAGUCCUGGAACAGCGGCGGCAAGGUCUGGAAACAUAUUUACAGGCUGUCAUUUUGGAAAAUGAAGAACUUCCCAAACUCUUCCUUGAUUUCCUCAAUGUGAGACACUUGCCCUCUCUCCCAAAGGCAGAAAGCUGUGGAUCUUUUGAUGAGACGGAAUCUGAGGAGUCGAGCAAGCUGUCCCACCAGCCGGUGCUGCUGUUCCUCGGGGAUCCAUACGUCUUGCCUGCAGCCAGUGAUUUUCCAAAUGUGGUCAUCGAAGGGGUUCUUCGUGGGAUAUUUUACUCUCAUCUGCAGCCCAGGUAGAGACCCUACCCGGCUGGAAGAAGCUGAAGCGAGCUUCAGUGUCAAGGGCAAGAAAAUCGAUAUCUCUACCGACUUAACUGGAACUCCAUGACACAAUAGCUCUAGCUAGUGGGAAAAUUCACAGUCCUAGCUUCCUUCAGAACAGGGACAUUUCUAUUAGAAUGGUGCUUUUAAAAUUAGAAACUGAACCAGGGCAGCGUCAGUUGAAGGCUAAUUGAGUAAAAGGGAGACUCCGACGUGGGAAGUCAGGACCCAGGGACCGCAGUGGAGCACAGUGGAGCACCAGGCGCCACCAGACGGAGCCAGCCACUGCCCCAGUUGCACCGUUUGAUAAUUGGAAAUCAGAUCCAGAGUCAUGCAGCUUUGGUGGCCUUCUGCUCAGACCCUGACAACACCCACCCGUCUUUACGCCAUGAGAUGUUCUCAGCGGGGGUUACUGUAUUCAGGGGUGCUGGUGCCAGAAGAGAGUCCUGGAACCCACUGUGCUAAGUGUGAGGAAAGAGCCAGACUGGAAAUUCAGUUAUGCUGGCAGUAGAAUGCGUUGAAGAACACAAUGCAUUUCAGUUUCCAUUACUGUGGGGUUCCCUGUCAGCGGCAGGUUAGCUUCCAGUAUCCGUGCUUGAGAUGAAAUGGGGUGUUGGCACAAUCCUUGAGAGUCCUCUGGAAAGACACUAGACCGGAAGUCUGGCCUGCCGUUUUUUUUUUUUCCUCUAGUAUUGGAAAGUAUGAGUGCUUCUCUGAAGACCAGCUGGUGCCCCGAUGCAGUCCCAGAGGCCA